AAAUAUUAACAACACAAAAGAGAAAGGUCCAUCUACAUAGGCCAAGAACAUUGGUACAGAUACCAUUGUUCGUCUCAAGGCCGUUUGCUGUUUAAUAACAUUUUCUUCUCCCAUUACUUUCAAGUGAAGACGCAACUUUGAUUAAAAUUUUUCUCGAUUUUUUCUUCAAGAGAAGGGGGAAAAUUGUAUGAUGAAAUCUAUGGAGGAAAGCGUUUCAUUAUCUCUUGGAUUUUCAUCAACGGUACGUGGAGGGACAAUGUGUUUGAAAUCUGAGGGACACUUCAUCAACCAAGGACAGCCAAGAACGUACCUAUAGUGACAACGUACUCCUGGUUCUGCUACUCGUUUUUGUCAAAGUCUCAAAUCAAGCCAAGAUUUCUGCCUACAAGGACCCAUACGACUCUAAUUCCUGACCUUUCAAGGAAGCAGAUGGCCGUGGUCCACUCUUGGAAAUAUAGCUACUUGGGUGCGUAGUACAUCUGUAUCCCAAGUUGUAAUUGCUCAACCACAUUUGUUGCAGCAAAUGCAAAUGGCUUUUACUGCACGGCUGCUUCUGCUUAUUUCCUCUUUGUUUCUGGUUCUAGAAUCUCUGUUUGCCCAGACUAAUAGUGGCAAAGUAGCUGUGGGCGCUUCCCUCUCUGCAACUGCAGGCAACAGCUCCUCAUGGCUUUCUCCUUCUGGUGAUUUCGCCUUUGGUUUUCGACAAUUUGAAAACAGUGAUCUUUUCUUGCUUUCUGUAUGGUAUUCCAAGAUUCCAGACAGAACCAUAGUUUGGUAUGCAAAUGGGGAUAGUCCUGCAGUUGUAGCUAAGGGCUCACUUCUGAAUUUGACUGCUGACAACGGACUAGUGCUUACAAGUCCUCAGGGUGUUCAGCUUUGGAAAUCUGAGUCAAUUUCUGGAGUCGUUGCCAUUGGGGUCUUGAAUGAUACAGGCAACUUUGUUCUUGAAGAUGACAAUUCAGAGAGUUUAUGGGAGACCUUCAGUAAUCCAACUCAUACCAUUUUACCUGGGCAGGAUAUCGGAAAAGGAGGGAAGCUUUGGUCUCAACAAUCCGAGACCAACUUUUCAAAAGGAAGAUUCGAGCUGCGUAUGCAAGAUGAUGGCAAUCUUGUGCUUACCACUAUAAACUUGCCAACUGAGUUUGCCAAUGAGCCUUAUUAUGCAAGUGGCACUACCGGUGAUUCAAAUUCUUCUACUGCGGGUACAAAGCUGGAGUUCAAUAGCUCGGGCUACAUGUAUGUUCUGAGAGAGAACGGUGAGAAGCUCUCCAUCAAAGAAGCAGAGACAGUCUCAGCUAGGAGCUUUUAUCUUAGAGCAACCCUCAACUUUGAUGGGGUUUUUGCUCAAUACUCUCACCCGAAAAAUUCCCUUGGUAAUGUAAGCUGGAGUCUUGUUUGGUCAGUGCCAAAUAACAUAUGCAAUAUGCUGGUUCGUUCAGGUCUUGGUGUAUGUGGCUACAACAGUAUCUGCACUCUCCAAGAUCAGAGGCCAACCUGUGCAUGCCCAACAAGAUACUCUUUAUUGGAUCCGAAAGAUCCGUAUGGGGAUUGCAAGCCGGAUUUCAUACAAGGCUGUGAGGAAGAUGAGCUGACUGUUACAAAAGAUCUAUAUGUGCUGACAAAUACUGAUUGGCCAACCUCAGACUAUAUGCAGUUGAAGCCUUCUACUGCAGAAGAGUGCAAUGAAUCUUGCUUUGGAGAUUGUUUGUGUGCUGUUGCUAUUUUCAGAAAUCAAACCUGUUGGAAAAAGAAGUUACCUCUUUCAAAUGGGAGAGUCGAUAGCACGCUUAAUUCACAGGCCUUCAUCAAAGUCAGGAAGGGUAAUUCAACCCUACCAAUUCCUCAAACACCAAAUCGGGAUGACAAGAAGAGGAAGAACCAGAACACUUUAAUACGCGUUGGAUCAGCGCUUCUUGGUACCUCAAUCUUUGCUAACUUAAUGUUAAGUGCUAUAGUUUGUGUGGGAUGUUUCUUCAUUUACCAGAAGAAACAUGUGAGGCCUAACCAAAAUGUUUUGGACUUGAAUUUGCGGUAUUUUAGUUAUGAAGAGCUUAAAGAAGCAACAAAUGGAUUUAAUGAAGAAUUAGGAAAGGGUGCUUUUGGAGUUGUUUACAAAGGAAUAUUGCAGAUUGGUCCUGGUGUCCCAGUGGCAGUGAAGAAGCUAAAUUUUGUGGUACAAGAUCGUGAAAAGGAAUUCAAGACGGAACUGAACAUAAUUGGUCAGACACAUCACAGGAAUCUGGUUAGACUUGUUGGAUAUUGUGAUGAGGGGCAAGAACGGUUACUAGUAUAUGAGUUCUUGAGCAAUGGCACAUUUGCAAACUUUCUUUUUGCUGGUACAAAACCAAGUUGGAAGCAAAGGAUUGAUAUUGCUUAUGGAGUUGCUAAAGGACUGCUGUACCUACAUGAAGAGUGCAGCACCCAGAUCAUCCAUUGUGACAUUAAGCCUCAGAACAUUCUUCUAGAUGAUUACCACAAUGCUCGGAUAGCUGACUUUGGAUUGGCAAAGCUUUUAAUGAUGAAUCAGAGCCAGACUCAAACUGCCAUAAGAGGAACAAAAGGGUAUGUUGCACCUGAGUGGUUCCGGAACCUGCCAAUCACUACCAAAGUUGAUGUGUAUAGCUUUGGUGUGGUGCUGCUAGAGGCCAUUUGCUGCAGGAGAAGCGUUGAUAUGGAAAAUGUUUCCGAAGACAGAGCCAUUUUAACCGAUUGGGUCUAUGACUGCUUCCUCGAAGGAGAAUUGGACGCGAUUGUUGACAACGAAAUGGAGGCGUUGCAUGAGAAAACAAAGCUGGAAAGGUUUGUCAUGGUUGCUCUUUGGUGUAUCCAGGAAGACCCUUCUCUUCGACCCACUAUGAGGAAGGUUGUGCAAAUGCUUGAAGGAGUAGUGGAAGUACAUGUUCCACCAUGUCCAUCACCUUACAGCAGAGCAGGCUGAAACCGACUUUGUUUAGCAUUAGCAACUUUAAUUUGUAGCACCAAGAAGUUAGUGAUCACUUCUUGUUUGUUAGUGUCUAUGGAUAUGUAUUAGUUAUAACUAAUAAGUCUGUUAGACGCGCAUGCAUGAUCUUGUAAUUAGAAGCUGUAAGUCAUGAACUUAUGAUCUUGUUGGGAGUGA
Rosa rugosa (rugosa rose) is the source of this 3118-nucleotide messenger RNA. RefSeq names its product G-type lectin S-receptor-like serine/threonine-protein kinase RLK1. The record is from RefSeq and is a predicted model, not a curated record. Bases 524 to 2938 code for a protein of 804 amino acids. NCBI's taxonomy places the organism in Eukaryota, Viridiplantae, Streptophyta, Magnoliopsida, Rosales, Rosaceae. The transcript has a single exon. Gene Ontology annotation, molecular function: ATP binding; protein serine/threonine kinase activity. Gene Ontology annotation, biological process: protein phosphorylation.